CGGCCUCGCUCGGCUCGGCCCGGCCCAGCCCCGCUCGGCCCGGCCCGGCCCGGCUCCGCUUUGCUCGGCCCGGCCCGGCUCGGCUCCGCUCGGCUCAAAUCGGCCCCGCUCAGCGCGGCCCAGCCCGGCCGGCACCAUGCUGGCGCUCUUCAACAAGCUGCUGGACUGGUUCCGGGCGCUGUUCUGGAAGGAGGAGAUGGAGCUGACCCUGGUGGGGCUGCAGUACUCGGGCAAGACCACCUUCGUCAACGUUAUCGCGUCAGGACAGUUCAAUGAGGACAUGAUCCCGACAGUGGGUUUCAACAUGAGGAAGAUCACCAAAGGGAAUGUUACCAUAAAGCUCUGGGACAUCGGGGGACAGCCGCGGUUCCGCAGCAUGUGGGAGCGAUACUGCCGUGGUGUGAGUGCCAUCGUGUACAUGGUGGAUGCUGCUGACCAGGAGAAGAUAGAGGCCUCUAAGAAUGAACUGCACAACCUGCUUGACAAGCCCCAGCUCCAGGGCAUCCCGGUCCUGGUCCUGGGGAACAAGAGGGACCUGCCCGGUGCCUUGGAUGAGAAGGAGCUCAUUGAAAAGAUGAACCUCUCUGCCAUCCAGGACCGAGAGAUCUGUUGCUAUUCCAUCUCCUGCAAAGAAAAGGACAACAUUGACAUCACCCUACAGUGGCUUAUCCAGCACUCGAAGUCCAGGCGAAGCUGAGGUCCUGCGGGCCUGGCUCGGAUGGGAAGCUGCCAUUGUCCAAGCCCAUGCCCCUCUCUCCUGCUCUGUCCCUCCAGCUCUCUCUCUAGAUGGGUAUUUUUAGGGGACCCCAGACUCUGCUGACAUUGGGGCAGAGUCCUUGUUUUUAUUGUAAAGAAGAUGUCUGACUGCCCUCCUCUCCCCUGUCCUCCUCUCCCCCUCUCUUCCUCCAUUUUGGCACUGUUCUGUUGUUGUCUGUGUAUACAGUAUAUAUAUAUGUAUAUAUAUUUUAAUUUUUUAAUUUAAGGGAUAGUGCUGUUAUUAAAUUGGGCCCUGCGAGCAGUAGGAAAGCUGCGGCUCCCCAAGGCCAGCCAAGGGUCAGCAUUGGGAGGAGGAGGAGGAGGGUGGUAGCAGAAGGCAGCCUUUGGGGAUGGGGCUGUGCCAGCUGCAGGCAGGUCCCCUGGGGCUCCCGUUUCCCUUCUCUGGGUGUCCUGCUGCUGCCUCCAGGCAGACACCACCCUGGGGGUGCUGGGGUGCCCACCUUGUCCUGCCUGCCUUGGGCUUGGGGUGGGAGGGACGUGUCAAUGCCACCUGCAGGCUCCUCUCCCCUCCAGGGAACAGAGAUUAGCCACAAGCCACUGCCAUCAGCCUCCCCCUGCUGCCUCCACUUCCCCAACCCCUCUUUGGGGUCCAGGGCCACUUGUCCCCCUGCCCCACUGUCCCCUGCUCUUGUGCCUGGGUCAAAUCCUGCCCACUGCCCAGCCUGGCUGCUUGGGGCACUGGUACCAGUGCUGGGUGCCCAGCAGUGCCAGCAGCCCCUGGGGGAGCUGGGGCUGGCACCUGCCUCCCACCUGUCCCAGGGCUGCCUCAGCCCCUGUAGCUUCCCAGGAGGGCUGUGCUGGCUCCCCACGUGCCAAGUGGCAUCACCUGUGCCCGGCUGGGGCUGCUGGCUCUGCCCUGGCCAGGCACAUCCCUUGGGAUGCCAGAGAGGGAGGGACACGUGGAGGCACCUGGAGACAUGCUCAGAACAUCUGUGCACCCUCAGUGCUGCUCACCAGAGCCAGGGAUGUGCUCUGUGCCUGCUCCCCAUGCCCUGCUCCCCAUGCUUGCUCCACAUUUCUACUCUCCGUGCUCUGCCUCCUGUGCCUGCUCCCCAUGCCCCACUCCCCAUGCUCCACUCCCCUCUCCCCAUGCCCCCUCCCCAUGCCACCCCUGCUCUGCUGCCCUGGCUGGGGGGUGCAGGAGCUGUGGGGCAGGGCCAGCAGGGCUUGUGGGGACAGUGGUCAGGUCUGUGUGUGCACAGGGGGGACUGUGGAAGUCCUGUGGGGUGACAGUGGCUGUGGCUGGCUGUGCCAUGUCUGUGCCAUGGGCUGGGGCUCUGAGGGGCAGCCUGGGGCCUGGCCAGGUUGUUUGGGGCCAGUCUGGGGGACUGGGCUGGCACUGGAGGCUGGGUGAGCAGGGGAGGCAGCUGCUGGUCCCAGUGCAGGGCUGGGGCACAGGGUGGGGAUGGUUGGGGGGGCUGCAGGGCCCCCUCAGCCCCUUCCCACUGGGCUCCAGGGCGUCAGGCUGGGAAUUUACCUUCUGUUCUUGUUUUUGCAGAAUUGCACAAAGAGAGGUUUCUUUUUGUUGAUUUUUUUUUUAAUUUAACGACUUGUAAAGUGUUGUCUCCCCCCCACCCUCCCUUUUUUUUUUUUUGUAAGAGAUAUUUUGACUCAGAUUUGACCUCUGUUGGGAAAUGAUUCUUGUAACUGUACAAUUUUUUUGCCUCCUAAUAAUAAACUAACAAUUUUGCGUUG
Messenger RNA from Haemorhous mexicanus (house finch), 2472 nucleotides. RefSeq names its product ADP ribosylation factor like GTPase 8A (gene ARL8A). The coding region runs from base 137 to 697 and encodes 186 amino acids. Gene Ontology annotation, molecular function: GTPase activity; GTP binding. Gene Ontology annotation, cellular component: lysosomal membrane. The transcript is spliced from 7 exons. The record is from RefSeq and is a predicted model, not a curated record. Gene Ontology annotation, biological process: anterograde axonal transport; protein transport. NCBI's taxonomy places the organism in Eukaryota, Metazoa, Chordata, Aves, Passeriformes, Fringillidae.